This is a messenger RNA of Uncinocarpus reesii 1704, 438 nucleotides long. RefSeq lists its product as uncharacterized. NCBI's taxonomy places the organism in Eukaryota, Fungi, Ascomycota, Eurotiomycetes, Onygenales, Onygenaceae. The record is from RefSeq and is a predicted model, not a curated record. Bases 1 to 438 code for a protein of 145 amino acids. The transcript has 2 exons.
AUGGAACUGCUAGGCUGCGAGUCUUUGGCUUUUCUAAGAGCGUCAUCCUUGUGGCAAAUUACCUGCGAGCUCGGCGUUGGACUUCGUCAUCGCCCAACGGUGAGAGCCUGGAAGCUCUUUUACGCUUGGGCAAACCCUGCGAAUGCUGCUAUCCCAGCGCACAUGGAAGUUGCGGCGAUUGACUCGGUGAUAAGCUCAAAGUUCCAGCACACGCAUGAAAUGCCGGUCGCUAAACCGCGAAUGGAAGAAGCAUUCAAACACGCUCCAUUGCUUUUCUCCGGAGCAAGCGGCUUCGGCCAAAAAAGCCAAAAUAUCCAAAGGAGUAUGGCACCAGGCGAGGAGUUUCUAAAAAUGAGCUUUGCGCCGAAUGUCUUAAGUACCCUUUCUCCCAAUAUCAUCCGUCGCUUUCGCUUGCCAAAGAUCGUCCAGUGUCAAUGA